Molecule: messenger RNA, 7282 nt
Organism: Acanthochromis polyacanthus (spiny chromis)
Lineage: Eukaryota; Metazoa; Chordata; Actinopteri; Pomacentridae
Exons: 1
Coding region: 180-1316 (378 amino acids)
Source: RefSeq, a predicted model, not a curated record
UUCAACCUGAAAUCAAGCCAGUGAAUCACUAGUUUGUGUCCACAGUGAUAUGAACACCUGAGGACUACAAAUUGAAUCUAUUUAUCAUUCUAUUACUGGUGAAGCACCUUGGUUACUUUAUCCUGUGGGGAGCAGCCCUGGUUGGAUGUAAGCAAAAAUAAAACAAAUUUAAUAGUUCCAUGGAUCAUCCAAAGUCCCCGCACGCUUGUAUCUCUUUUAUCAGAUUCCUUUAUUUACAAAUGCAUGAUGUCUUUUCCAUUUCUCUUUUUUGUCUUUUCCCAUAUCUUCUCCUGCUAUCCUUUACCAAUAUCUUCAAUCACGUGCUCCUGUUACAUGAACACACACACAAACACAACAGUCAGGAUCAGGACACUCAGAAGCAGACUGCAGUGGUUCUAUUGAAUUCUAAUGGUAAAACCUGUCAAGGUUCAGGAGGUUUUUCAGUGGCCACCCUCUGCGCAGACGCCCUGCCGGCCUCCAAACAUGGCAAACAGCGAGACUGGCUCUCUCUGCUCCGCCCGUCCUCCGUCAACAUCCGACCCCAUGGCUCGCUGAGGUUCUCUGUGUCUCUGAACGACGUGGGCCAACGUGUGGACAGUCUUUGCCGCGGUCUACACUUCAUAGAUCGAACAUGCUCCGAGGGAGAGCUGGAGCUGAAGCCGGAGCCUGCUCAGCUUCCCGACUCGGAUCGAAGGGCACACACACUCAACGGCAAACUGCCCGCAGCCCAAACACAGCAGAGCCCGAAUCCGGCCUUCUCCACACGAACCCACCCCCACCUCGUCCCCUCCUUCACCAGCAACCACAAAUACAUGUUGGGCAUCCCUCCCGCCAAUUGUUCCCCGUCCGAUCUAGCCGUCGGCACCCCUCCUCUCUCUGUCACUCACCUCCACCCUCAUCCCUCCCCGAGCUCCAACUUCCUUCGUCUCCUCCUUCCCUUCUCUCAAUCCUCCACGUCGGCCAGCAUGCAAUUCUCUGAGCUGGGCAGCUACCCCUCUCACCUCCACAUCACCAAGUCCUCUAGCGCCCUGCUGGAAGGCAGCGAGUCAGGUUUCCCCCCCGAGGAUCUGCUGGGAGACGACGACGUGUUUGAGGAGGACCAGUCCAGUCGGGCACCAAAGAGGACGGAGCAGCCGGCGACCCCAGAAACAGACACUGCGGCCAGGCUGGGUGCUCUGCUAGCCCCGCUGUGCUAUAUGGAUGAGGACAGCGACUUGGACCGCUGUCCAUCCCCUUUGUCAGAGAAAACCGGGCCGCUGUCACCCAAUUCACUAUCUGGGGACUGCUGCAGGUGGGUGACUGUCUGGAUGGUGUAAUCCACACCCGCCCUUCCUGUGACUUGGUAAAGCCCAGACCACCCUUGUGCAGUAACGUGGCAGUGAACCCCAGAGCUCUGUGGAGUAGUGGAGAGCUUCUCAUCCCGUAGUAUAAGUGCCCAGCAGAUAUCUUCUACCACAGCGGUGUUUGUCCUCUCAACCCCUGCUCAGAUUGAAGCUGUUAGUCACAAGAACCUAGACACAUAGCUGCUGUAAUCUGCACACAACACAACAACCGUACGCCCCCUCCUCCUCCUCCUCCUCCUCCUCCUCCUCAGUUGCCCCGAUUGCACCCCUUCUGUGUGUCUCGAGCGAAAAUGUGAUGUAUUGUAAUUUCAUACCACCUAAUUUCACUUCACUGUUAUCUCAGCGCUCUGCCAUGUUUUUCAUUGUGCUGUCAAGCUGUGUUUUUUAAAUAAUUUCUCAUUGUUACCAGAUCGAUGAGGCAGUAAAGUGUCUUAUAUAGGCUGCAAAAACUGUGAUUGAUUUUGCUCAUAAGCCCGAAGCUUUGCGCCGGGGAUAAGGGGGGGCAAUGGCGGUGUUACGGAAUAGAUAGAGGGGCAGAGGUUAGGGGAGAAAAUUUAAUAGCGCCGAGGAGUGGAGUGUGUGUCUGUCUGAGGAAUAGCAGAAUGGUGGCAGAAAGGGAACAAUAAAUUGUGCUGAAGCGGUUUCUGUUUGAUUGGGUCAACAGGGCCGUCAUCCGUCUCUGUCACAUGACAAGCUGUGUGCUGUCCCAUUGGCAGAGCCGGGGCCAAGUUAGACAGGACGGAUUAUGAGCAGUAUUUGAUUACGGACCAGGUCAUGGCUGCGUGGCCCCUACAGAUGAGGCCUGCUAGCAGUAGAUCUUGCCAGGUCAUCUCAAACAGGAGUUGUGAGCCUCACAUCGAGCCCUGCUGGGUUUCUGUAUCUGUCUGUCAUUGCUCCAUCUGAUUUCUCUGGACUGACGAGACUCAAGUCUUAAACACAGGAAUGCCACUUAUACAGGUCCAUUUUGGUUCCGCCUUCAGCUGCGAUCUGUGCUGCUAGUGCUUUUCAGAUUAUACGUUUUACACCUUGGCUGCAGCCUGAUGGAGAAACAUGAGCUUGGAAUUGGCAAGCCGAAGGCCAGAGAUCAGGAGGCAGAUUAUUGGCUUCAAAUAGCUGCAUAGUCGUGGAUUGUACACUCACACAUGCACACAAACACAUGGUGCCAGCUCCCUGUCAGGUGGCUGGAAGCGUGAGCUCAGAGCUGAGGCUCUCCUCACCUGCGGAAGUGUGUGGGUGGUUGUUUUUUCCCACAGAUGAAUAGUGUGUUAAUUAUUAGCCAGACUUUUUUAUUGACAACACUUCAGAAUAUAACAGUUGGAAGCCUGAUAAGAGGUGACUUGGCUUACUUCCUCAUUAGAAAUGGCGCCUUUUAGAGAAAACACAGUUUACAGUCAGUGAUUCUCAGCAAAACACUUUAACAAACUGACUGAAUUUCCUUCAUCUUCAAACACUUCCUGAUUUAGAAAAAACACUGCAUUAAUUACAUUUUGAGUUUAAAUUGGCUGGUAUUCAUCUUCUUACCUGCCUUUUUGGUGGAGUUUUGCUACAUCGCUUAAAACGUUACUGACACCAUCUGUCGAUCAUCAGAGAGCACGAAACCAGGUGUCUUUUAACCACGUUUUAACAAGCUCUGAAGUAAAUUGCUGUGAUUACAGUCAAGAUUGCAUUUCUUUGCAUGGAAUAGCUUUUCACCUUCUUCACAGUUCUUGCCUCUUCUCUUCUAAGUGAUUUAUAAUUUACAGACUUUAAACGUAUAGAUUACUGCUAUCUUCAUGCAUAUUUUAGCACAGCAAGAGAUACAAACAUAAACAUUGCUGAAUAGAGCCUCGAGUAUUCUACAAAAGACAUACUUCAGGCUGCCUUUUAAGCUUUUACACCCAACAUAUGAAACAAGUAUCGUCUGUUUAAUUUCUUAACCCUCCUUCAACCGAUUAGUGUCUUGUCAGAAAAUGUAAUAUUCUCUUUUAAGCCAAGCAUGGCCAUGUUUAGAGAGACAAUUAACCCCUUAAGAUGUGCAGAGAGGGGAAAGGAGUAAAAAGGGAGAUGGCUUACAGUGUUCCUGCCACUAAUUGACUUGUUUUUCACUGAUCAGUGUGUCCCUGGCAGUGUAGAGCUGCUCAGACUGGAAACAGGCUGAGAGCAAAAUGCCUCACAUGUCACACUCUGCCCCGUAUCAUCCACGUGAAAAUCUGUUUCGCAGCAAAAGAAAACAGAUUAGUGUUAAAACAUUCAUUUGAAAAUAAAUACAUAAACAUUUGAAGAUGAGAGCUGAACGAGGAAAGGCUGGAGGGAGGAGGAGGAUCUUAAAGAGACUGAGCGCAUAGCGCAAAGACUGGCUGAAUGCCACCGGAGAAAAAGUAUGAGGAAACGAAAAAAGAGAGAACAGGAAGAAAGUGAAUGCCUCGGCAGGGCUGCACCAUUGCCGAGCUUUUUUCCUUCUCAGCUUGUGGCGCUUGUGAUUUCCCGACCCUGUUUUGCUUCUCACAUUUUAAUGUUGUCAUACUUUGACGGCGCCUCUGCCAUCUUAAAAUUACUGUUAAACAGGGUGUGUUUUGGCUGCUCAAGUGAUGCAAAUUAAAUUUUAACUUCCCAUGCCCAACAGUGCUUGGAAUGAGCUACUGGUGACAUAAAUAGAGCUCACUUUUCUGUGAAUUUGUAAGAUGGUUUGGGAUGAUUAGUGUGUUCAUCUCUUCAAUGUAUCUUACAUUUAAUAAGGAAGCUGAAUGUUGUGUGCUUUAUUUGUGAGAUUUCUAUCUUUAAAGCAAUUUAAAUGCCAUUUGGUCUAAUUCUAGCAAGCAAAGCCUUCAAUAAAUUUAGCAAAAGCCCAAAUUUCUCUGCACCAAAUCUCUCCCAUCUUGUUGUUUACUGAUCAUUUUAUUUCCACCAUAGCUACAUGCGGAGGAGUAGGGAUUGUUCUGUGGUUAUCCCCUCCUACAUUAAAAUGAAAUCCACAUAAACAUUAGAAUAAUUUGUCAGAUCUGCUCAUUCAGCAGGCGGCAAUUCUUGAUAUAAAUACCAAUACGGUCCGGUCCCUCAGGCUGCAUUUUUUUAAUUGAAAUAGCAAUACAGUAUGCGUGGGAUGAGAAUCUGUAGUUCAUCAUCUUGUUAUCCAUGCAAACAAACACAAACAAAGCAACCUAUCCAUAACCAACAGAAAAAAAACCCUCCGCUGGAGAAGUUAAUUGUGCCUCCUCUCUCAUCUAAUCCCCCCCCUAGUCUUCCCUCCACUCCCUCCUCCUCCUGUACUGUGAAAAGAACCUGUGAAAGUGACCUAUUUUUAUCCUCCUUUGUUCACCUUGUCUUGUAAUCUUGUAACGCUUUGGCCAGAUCAUCCAGAGCUCAGGAAAUAGACAUCAUCUUCCACUUUCCAACAUGUGUGGGCGCACGUGGUUCUUCGUGUGGUUUUCUAUCCUCACCUGAACCGGGAUAAAGGCAAUCUCAUGUGAACACCUCGCUCCCCUUCUCCUUCUCUGCCUUUUUGUACAUGUUUUGCUUGCUUUGCUUUUUUUUUUUUCUUCCCCAGAGAAGUGCCACAGCUCCCUGCAACUCACUCAGGGGGAAAGCACAAUAGAAGGAGGUCCCGGUUUGUGCAUCCGCCUCCCUGUACAAAUCAGAGGAAAAAAUGGGUUUAGAGAGUAGAUCAAUAAUGCCUUCCCUUGUGUGUUUUGUAUCCAUUUAUAACUACCCCUCUGUGGAGACAUCAUGUGCACUUUAUUGUAGAGUUGCAGCAGCUUUGACUUCCCUUGCAAUCAGUCUUACCGGAGAUAUCAGUUUAACCUUUAAACACAGCUGUACUGUGGUGGAGCAAGCAGCAGCUGAAUUUGGAGUUUAUUGUUUAUUCACUAAGGGCUUGGCUCUGAGCAGCCACGGCAAGGUCAGCGUCCUGACAUUGAAUUCAGAGAUCAUAAUGACUUCCUACUUUCUCCAGUGGAGCAUUUGUGUAGUAAUGGUUUCACUUUGAGAUUAUGAGCUGCUCCCGUGACCUUUUCCAACCACCCACAUGGGCCCUUACCACUUAACUUCGCUGCACUGACAGACUCUGACUGACUUACAGGUGAAUGUGUGAGUUUUGCACCAUCGGUCUUGUCGGUUGCUCAGACAGACUCUCGCUCACACUGAACAGACUCAGACAGACAAAUGUGCUGCUUCUUAGUGUGGAUGACUAAUACCUCCAACCUCUGUCCUCUUACCUGUCAGACAGCGUCCAGUGCGAUCUGUUGGUUUGAUUUUUUUUUAAAAAGUGAUUUAGCACCGCAGCAAUUACCAGAUUUGUGAAGGUCUGAGCCUUUGAACCACAAGCAGUUUCUGGUAAUUUUUACUCACUGUGGCCUUUUCUCUGCAAUAAAAAGUAAGAUACAGAUCAUGGCUAGAAGCAGAGAGAACUCAAAACUAUUUAUAGCAGAGUUCAAAUACCAUCAAAGCAGAAUUUCUUUAUUUGUUUUACAAAAAGAAAAAGUAAAAAAGUUGAAUCUACACAUCAAAAAACUUGCCAGUCCCCACAGGUGUUACUAAUACUGGACCAAAAUGGUGACUCUGCUGUUGAUAUUUUAUUUCGUUCUAUUUUUUGUUUCCAUUCCUACCCCCUUUUUGUUCUCUGCACUUCAGGCCCACUUUAGCUGAAAAUUUCCUGAAUUUCUGUCACAUGGCUGCUGGUCACAGCUGAGCAAAUAAUGGCGUCUUAGUUGCGCUAAGGAGCACAGAAUUUAUUUGUUUUAGCGGAAUCUGGUUACAGUACACACUUUGUUUUUGGUGAAUAUUUGAAUGAGACAUCUAGAAUAAAGGGAUUUUGAUUAAAAUUUAGUUUUAGCCUAGAUUUGGCUGAGUUUCCUGACACAAUGUAUGCGUCACAAGAUUGAAAACUGUUCUCUCUGGUGUAAUUCUGCCAUUUUUUCCCAACACAAAAUGCAUUUCAAAUCCACCACAGGAAUUUGGGAUUCGAAGGGUUAAACAUCCAGUAGGUUGUUUCUUAGAGUGGUGUAUUUCUAUAGUACACAACCAAGGGUGUUUGCACAAGGACAGUUUGUAAAAUAGCUAAACAAGACUCAUUAGAGCUGAUUUAAGAUGAAUGGUAAGGUAUGAAUUUAAAAAAAAAAAAGCUUGCUAAAAGUAGAGGAUAAAUAGCUGAAACAGUUUACCUUCAAGAAAAGUAAUGAAUAAAUGGUGAAAAUACCUUAACAGUAAGGAACAGUUGAAGUGUUUUUAUCCAAAGCAACCAAACAUGUGCAAUCGAAUUACAUGAAAAAAAAUUAAAGCUGUCAAUAUCCAUAUAUCAUCCAGUUUACAUUUUAUCAUAACAAUUGAAAAUGCAUCUGAACCAAAAGAUUGGGAACCCCUGACAGAUCAGAUACCUCUUGUUGCUAUUGAUUGUGUUGUCUGCACUCAUUGUGUGUCACCUCAACAUAAUUAUCGUCGCAAAACAACGUGUAUUAGGUCUUGCAACACUGAAACUAGGAAGGCGAUACAACUACAGGGUAUCUGAGAUUAGAUUAGCGCUGUUCGACUUUGUGCUGCGACGCUGCAGGAAUGCAUUAUUAUUAUUUCCUGAAAAUGCCGUUUGGAUUUGCAAAUGAAGUGCUUUGAAUCAAAUUAGUCUGUUUUGAUUGAGUUUAUUCAUGUGGGACGUGUAUUGUCUUCUGCGGCCAUGGUGUUAAUAUGCUUUCAUAUUUGUGAACUCAUAUUCCCCACCUGCCAUGCUUUGCUAAAGCUGUGGUAAAAUUAGCAUUUUCUGAGCACAUUCCCUUAUUAUAAACGCUACUGGAAGAUACUACAUGUGUGCUGACAUAUAGUAGAUCUUCUGGAACUUGAGUUUUCUCAGAUUUUGGGAAAUAUCCGCCAGCUAUGCCUGCCAACUUUUCUCUUUUUGAUCUCUCCCCUCUCCUGUCUUCGUCCUGUUUGAGCUGUCUUGCCUCCAGCUCGGUGUUGACUGUAUUCUCUGCCUC